Molecule: messenger RNA, 297 nt
Organism: Mucor mucedo
Lineage: Eukaryota; Fungi; Mucoromycota; Mucoromycetes; Mucorales; Mucoraceae
Exons: 3
Source: RefSeq, a predicted model, not a curated record
AAAUGAAUACAAAAAGCUUGGUAUGUCUGGUAGCUAUCUUGGAAAUGGUUCUGCCACAGUUGUACAAGACUUGGCACUGGAGACAGGAUCACCUUAAACUAUUUGAUCUCUCCACAGCAUUGCAAAAGAACAAUACAGAUUUUUAUGCAUGGCUAGGUGUUGAACCAGCAGCCACUACAGCAGAAAUUAGUAAAGACCAUCACCAACUUGUAUUCAAAUAACAGUGAGUGCCUCUAUUUAUCAAUACGACACCCCCUUACAUUAACUCUUAUAGUCCAGAGACUUCCGCUGAACCUG